Salvia miltiorrhiza (redroot sage) is the source of this 3174-nucleotide messenger RNA. Its product is annotated as putative late blight resistance protein homolog R1C-3. Lineage: Eukaryota; Viridiplantae; Streptophyta; Magnoliopsida; Lamiales; Lamiaceae. Bases 77 to 2788 code for a protein of 903 amino acids. The transcript has a single exon. Gene Ontology annotation, biological process: defense response to other organism. Gene Ontology annotation, molecular function: ADP binding. The record is from RefSeq and is a predicted model, not a curated record.
UGUCCAACUCAGUAUAACCAUCCUUCAGAUUCAUCGAAUUUCAAUUGCAGUCUGCUGCUUAAUCGAAGGAUUUGAGAUGGCAGCUUAUGCAGCUGUGGUUUCUGUGAUGAACAUUAUUGAGCAGAUGAUGAGCCAUCCUCGCCUUUCAACUGUAUUCGACAAGAAACAGAUUGAAUCCAUUGGGGAAAAGGCUGAUGCCUUGCUCGACUUGAUUACCAACAGUAAUAUUGAUGGAGGUAGCAAAGAAGCAUCAGAUCUGGAGAGUCAAAUCGCAUCUGCAGCUCACGCAGCUGAAGAUGUGAUUGAAUCACACAUUGUCGAUCAAAUUCAUGCUGGAGAGAAUCCAGCAUGGAUGCCGUGGUGCUGGCUAUGGAGAAAUUCAUGCUUGUGGCUAUGGAGAAAUCCAUGCUUCUUGGAUCUGCAACAAAUAAUUGAAGAAAUGGAUGGUAUCAUGAGAAAGGGUGCUGAGCUCAAGGAGAAAUGGCGAGUGAGAGAGGAGCAAGCUGCACAUGACGUGGAUGUUGUGGAGGAGAAACAACCUCUCACCACCACCACCGGAAAGGCUUCUCCGGUGGGACUAGAAGACGAUGUGAUCCACAUCAUGGAGAAGCUCACCAUACAUCAACCCGAGCAGCAUAUCAUCUCGAUUGUGGGGAUGGGCGGCACGGGUAAGACCACGCUUGCCCAAUAUGUUUAUGAAAAUUCAUUCAUCCAGAGACACUUUGACAUUCGUGCUUGGGCUACUGUAUCUCAACAAUACAGUGCACAAGAAAUCUUUUCAAAACUUCUCUCUAGCAUAGGGCAAAGUGGAAGUGGGAAUGAUUUAGGGGUAGAGUUGCAUCAAACUUUAUGGGGAAGAAGAUAUCUGAUUGUAUUAGAUGACAUAUGGAGUGUCGAAGCUUGGGAUGAGGUGAAGCAUUACUUUCCUGAUAAUGGGAAUAGAAGUCGGAUCGUUUUAACUACUAGGUUGUCGGAUGUGGCUAGUGAUUGUAGCUCUAGUUCUUGCAUCACCAUGAAACCUUUAAAAAAGGAUCAAAGUUGGGUGUUGUUUUGCAGAAGCGCUUUCCAGCAAGAACAUUGCCCUUAUCCUCAACUAGAAAGUGUGGGAAAUGAGAUUGUUAGAUUGUGCAGAGGACUACCCUUGUCAAUCGUUGUGAUUGGAGGAUUUCUUCUCAAAUCGCCUAGGAUUGUAGGAUUCUGGGAGGUUGUUGCCAAGAAUAUAAAAUCAAUCCCCAAUUCAAUAGAGAAGCAAGAGAUCUUAGAUGUGUUAUCUUUAAGCUAUAAUCACUUGCCCCCUCAUCUGAAACCAUGUUUUCUUUAUAUGGGAAUUUUUGAGGAGGGCCGUGAGAUUCGUGCAUCACGAAUCAUCAAAUUUUGGGUUGCUGAAGGAUUUAUCAAACCGAAGACAGACCAAAUGUUAGAAGAGAUUGCAGAAGGGUACUUGAAUGACUUAGUUGAUAGGAAUCUUGUUCUUGUUGGCAGGCAUCGAUAUAAUGGGAAGAUUAGGUCUUGUCGACUUCACGAUCUGAUAAGAGAUCUGUGCUUGAAAGUCUCUGAGAAAGGCAAGUUCUUCUAUGCCAAGAGGGCACUCGACAACAUGACUGAGGAGCGUCGCUUCGUAUGUCAUGACUUCAUCGAGAGUGAAGAUGUUCAUGAGAUGUCUGAUGGUCUGAAGUCAGCGCAGCUUCUUCGUUCUCUGGUAUGCAGAGGGUUCAAGCUGCCGGUUGUGUUUAAGUUGUUGAGAGUUUUGACUAUGGCUAGCGACUGUUCCGUGGAAGAUAUAAUGCAGAACUUGAACUUGCGGUUCCUUACUUUCCAAACUUGGUACUCCUGGGUGAGGCUUCCUUCUUCAAUAUCCUUCAUUUGGAACCUGCAAACAUUGACAAGUGAUGCGGAACUUGUCGUUGCACCAAUUGAAAUUUGGAGCAUGUCACAACUUAGGCAUGUGGAGUGCAAACAGAUUUAUCUUCCCCAUCCUCCUCCUCCUCCAAAUGACUGUGUUGUCAUGGGAAACUUACAGACACUGAUAAAAACAGUAAAUUUGAGGUUGAGUGAGGAGGUGUGUAAGAGAAUUCCCAACACCAACAAAUUGCAUCUAAUCUACAAUAAAAAGUUGAAGGGCUAUGAUGAUGGCUUGUUCGACCAUCUCCACAAUCUUGGCAGCCUACGUAAACUUCACUCACUAAAGCUAGUAGUUUCCACCUUUCCUAACCGAUCCUCAUGCAAUGCAGAUCAGCUCAAGUGUGCAUUUCCGGUAUCUCUGAAGAAGCUGUCACUGAAAAACUGCAGUCUCGACUGGAACGAUCUAACAAUCAUCGGUUCUUUGCCCCAAUUAGAAGCUCUCGAGCUAGGUGAUUCCGUCAAGGGACAGAACUGGAGUCCGGUUGACGGGGAGUUUCUCCGCCUUAGAUUCUUGAGCAUUGACAGCUGUGAUCUGAUAUGUUGGGAUGCAGACAGCUCCCAUUUCCCAGUUUUGAAGAAGCUUAGACUUGAAGGAUUGGAGCACUUGGAAGCGAUCCCUUUGGAUAUUGGAGAAAUUCCGACGCUUGAAAUGAUCAGCGUGGUUAGAUGCAGCGAGUCUGCUGAGAUUUCGGCGAUGAAAAUAAAGGAAGAACAAGAGAGUCUAGGAAAUGAGGGCCUUCAAUUCCAAAUAUCAUCAUCCAAGAGAGACUAUGAAGAACAACAAAUGACAUUACCAGAAAUAAUAAGGCGCUGGACUGAGGCAGCCAACUUUCUUUAUUACAAAACGUGGUUAUGGUCAACAGAUUACAUUUUGCUGUGUGUUUGAUUUUAUAUUUGGUAUCGGAGAUUCAAGAAAGAAGUUUGGAGGAUCGAAGGGAAAAAAAUCAAGACCAUCAAAGUUUGUUUCUUCUAGAAGAGAGAAAUAAUCAUUAGAUAGUGAGAAAAAUGUUGAAAUAUUUGGUGAAGAAUGGAAAGAAGCUGCGCAUGGUUUGAGAAAAGAACUGAAGAUAUUGGGCAGCUAGAGUUUGAGAAGAGUCGCAUAUCUGAACUUUACGUUUUAUUAGUAAAGUUAGUUACAUUUUUUGUUGUUUUUUUCCAGCUGUCAUUUGUAGAUAGCUUUAGCUAUAAAUAGCUGUCUCUUUGUUAUUCUCUAUUGUAUUGAGUAUUCUCUCUUUUCACUAGGAAAUAAAGCUGCGUUUUCUUCUUCUUCAA